Messenger RNA from Aspergillus steynii IBT 23096, 1076 nucleotides. RefSeq lists its product as uncharacterized. The coding region runs from base 105 to 755 and encodes 216 amino acids. NCBI's taxonomy places the organism in Eukaryota, Fungi, Ascomycota, Eurotiomycetes, Eurotiales, Aspergillaceae. The transcript has a single exon. The record is from RefSeq and is a predicted model, not a curated record.
GACUAGGCUCACGGCGUUGAAACAUAUUUCGGCAGGGCCAAAGACCUCAAUUCGCACGCAAACACGGCUAUCAGCGGCGUCUUUUUUUAGAUCGUUACGUGCUCAUGGGCUGGUUCAAACCCCAACACGGUCGGAGCUCGGGGAGAAGGAAGCAAACUCACUUCGGAUGCGCCGCCCGCGACCACACCCCCGACCGUGUCGAUGAACUUCAAGGUCGUAUCGAGGGUGGAGCGGAUGGCGCUUUCCUUCGGCGACGAGUCUUCCAGCACCUGGUCGAGAUGGGCGAGGACAUUCUCAAUAGUGAGGUUCUGCCGGAUCCGAGUGGCAUCUCCCCCGGCCAGCUGGAUGACCCGGGCCUGGACCUGGGACCAUAUGACCGCUAUCUCGUCCUUAAUGGCGGACGUCUUAGGGUCCACGGGGGAUCUGGGGGAGACUGGGGAGAUAGUCAUGGCCUAUGCGGUUCGAGACACGCAUGGACCGAUAAAAGUAUAUACAAAAACGGGCACGGGAUGUACUCUGCGAUGCCAAAAAAAGAGAAUCUAUCCAGAAGAAACCACGGAUCUACUUCGUACAAAGGGACAGAUCACAGAAAAGACGGUCUAGGUCCCAAGGGUCGAAUCCCCAAACCAAUGAGGGGGAGUCACAUUUUGGUGCUGUUCAACGAGGCUGUGUUAGUCGGCUUAUGCAGCGAAAGGCGCGGUCUAGCGGCAGCAGGAUCGUAUUUGUCCGGGGGGAGACAGGGUCCAGGCCUCUGACAGGGAGACUGGAAGACAUGGUCUGCAUUGAGCCCUGUGCCCUGAAGGGAUAAGACAUUCUGACGGCAAUCCGAUCUGCCUGCGAAACAGGGGAAUCCAGGCUCGGAAUGAUUAAUCCGGAUGAAGGACGAUGAAUGGAGGGAUGGAAACAGGAAACGAAGUGGAAACGAGGGACAAAGAGACAGGCGAAGGAGCGAUUAGUCAGGCUCUUGGCGACGAUCAUCUGAGCAGCGCCAGCCCUAGAGACUUCAUUCAUUUCAUUCCCUCGACGGAGUAGACUCUGGUCUCUGGAGUCUCUGGUCCCCGGAGGCUUGAAGUCUU